Molecule: messenger RNA, 1470 nt
Organism: Talaromyces amestolkiae
Lineage: Eukaryota; Fungi; Ascomycota; Eurotiomycetes; Eurotiales; Trichocomaceae
Exons: 7
Coding region: 1-1470 (489 amino acids)
Source: RefSeq, a predicted model, not a curated record
AUGGCCUUCAACGUCCUAACCACCACGGCAUCAGACCUCCAAAAUCUUCUAGUUCAAAACAAACUCACAAGCGUCCAAAUCGUCCAAUCCUACUUCACACAAAUUGAUCGCCAUGAACCCUUCCUCAACGCACUUAUCUCACUUGCGCCACGCAGCAAAGUCCUUGCGAUCGCCGCAGCCCUAGACGCAGAGCGCCAAACUUCCGGCCCCAGAUCCCCCUUCCACGGAAUACCAAUCGUGCUAAAAGACAGCUUCGUGACCGCCUCAGAGUCAUUGGGGAUGAGCACGACCGCCGGAUCCAGGGCGUUUAUAGGAUCUGUAACCUCGAAAAAUGGCGCGAUCACGCAGCGGUUGCUUGAUGCCGGGUUGAUUAUUUUGGGGAAGGGGAAUAUGACUGAGUUCGCGGGCAUGAAAAUGACAAUGAUGAUGCCUGGCUGGUCUGCGCACGGUGGUCAGACGCUCUCGUCGUACGUGGGGAAGAUGGAAGAGAAUGAAAAAUUACUCGGUCAUUCUGCACCAGGCGGAUCAUCGACCGGUUCGGCGGUCUCAGUAGCAGCUGGUUUCGCUCCUCUCGCUAUGGGCACAGAGACAAUCGGUUCUAUCGUUACACCCUCGACACGCGCUGGUUUGUAUGCGCUCAAACCUACCGUUGGAAUUCAAGAUACCACGGGGCUGUACUGCAUGACGGAGUUUUUCGAUAGUCCCGGGCCUAUGGCGAAGUCAGCUGCUGAUGUGCGCGUACUUACUGAGAUUUUGCUAGGAAGGAGCUUCGAUUUACCCGUCGAAACGGAUACUUGGGAGAGGAUCGAGGUAGGCUUCCUGGAUCCGAGGGUGUGGAAAAUGGGAGAGGAUUUUUGUACCCAAUUUGAGGGGACGGCGGAGCAAAUGGUGGAUGAGUACGAAGAGACGGUGUCUAUUUUACGACAUAAAGGCUGUCCAUUGAGGUAUCCGAUCAGUCUGGAGGAUACUUCAGCCCUGAAGGGAAUACUCGCGAUUGCAUAUUGGGACUUCAAAAACAUCUGCAUACCUAGAUUCAUCAACUCAUUCGACGACUGUCUCAUCAGCAGCGUCGCAGAUAUCGUCAGAUACAACAACGAGAAUUCCGAAACAGCCCUUCCUGUCCCAUUCACAGAACAAAAUGACCUCGAAUCCGCAAUGAAUAGCACCGAAACAAAACAAGACAUCGACAAAGUCAAAUAUGACCUCCGCAGGACAGCAAGACAAAUUCUCGAUGGGGCCUUUGAUGAACAGCAGGUAAAGCUCAUUGCUGCCCCGGGAGAUUCGCCAUUGUGUAUCCAUGCUGCCGCUGCCGGGUAUCCCAUUGCCACGGUGCCGAUAGGACAGCUUCGAUAUAACAAUCGGCCAUUUGGGUUGUGCAUUGUCGCGAAAGCUAAUGAUGAGGAGACAUUGCUACGAUUUAUGAGUGCUUAUGAGAAAGUAGCGAAACCUCGUCCGGUACCAAUACUAUAG